AUGCCAGGGGUGGUUGCCCCGGCCAAGGCGGUGCCGCUCCGGAUUUCGCCGCCCGCGGAGAACGACGACCAGAUCCGGAGCCGAGGAGACGACGAGGCCUCCGAGUUGACCAGGAAGACCAGAUCUCCGAUGCCGAAGGCGGCGUCCUCCGGUUCCGCAGGAAGGGGAAGGCCCUCCCCGGACCGGAGCUCGGGGAAGAAGAGGAAUUCCCCUGCGGAGAAGCCCUUGCUCGAAGAGUCAGUGCUGGACAACCCGGAUCUGGGGCCUUUCCUCCUGAAGCUGGCGAGGGACACCCUCGCGUCGGGGGAGAGCCCCACCAAGGCCCUAGACUACGCGAUCCGAGCUUCCAAAUCGUUCGAGCGUUGCGCUCAGAGCAGCGGCGAGCCGAGCCUGGACCUGGCGAUGAGCCUGCACGUCACGGCGGCGAUAUACUGCAGCUUGGGGAGGUACGAGGAGGCCGUGCCCGUGCUGGAGCGGGCUCUCCAGGUCCCGGAGGUGGAGAGGGGGAUCGACCACGCUCUGGCAGCCUUCUCCGGGUACAUGCAGCUCGGGGACACCCACUCCAUGCUUGGACGCGUCGAUCGGGCGAUUGCCUGCUACUCGGAAGGCCUGAAGACUCAGAUGCAGGCUCUGGGAGAUACCGAUCCCAGGGUCGUGGAAACUUGCAGGUGCGUAAUCCCUGACCUAGAGUUCUCUCCUCCCCGGCGCCCACUCCAGGGUCGUGGAAAGUCGCAGGCCCUGGACUCUGUGAUCAGAAAGAACGGCUGCCUCCCAGCUGCUAUGCACAUCUCGAGAAUCUGGAUCGUCCUUCAGCAGUUUUUUGUUUACAAAGUACCGACCUUCCUCCAUUGUCCAUGCUGGGCGACUGAUUUCGGGACAAAUUGGCAGGUAUCUAGCAGAGGCCCAUGUCCAGGCAUUGCAGUUCGACGAGGCUGAGGAUCUUUGCCGGAAGACCCUCGAGAUACACCGGGAGCAGAGCGGCCUUGGAUUAUUGGAGGAGGCCACCGAUCGUCGUCUCAUGGCCCUCAUCUGUGAGGCCAAGGGAAACUUUGAAGCGGCCCUCGAGCACCUCGUCCUCUCCUCGAUGAUCAUGAUCGACUGUAAACAAGAUAACGAGGUUGCAGCCAUUGAUGUCAACAUCGGAAACAUCUACCAGUCUCUGGGUCGCUUCGACGAGGCUGUCUUUGCCUACCAGAAGGCACUGACGGUCUUCAAGUCAAUCAAGGGGGACAACCACUCCACCGUCGCUUCUGUGUUCGUUCGCCUUGCUGACCUCUACUACAAGACGGGCAAGCUCAGGGAGUCGAAGUCGUACUGUGAGAAUGCACUGAGGAUCUACUCAAGCCCAGUGCCUGGGACAUCUUCAGAGGAGAUUGCCGGCGGUCUGACAGAGAUAUCUGCCAUCUACGAGGCUAUCAAUGAGCCCGAGGAGGCUCUGAAGCUGCUGCAGAAGGCCCUGAGCCUCUUAGAGGAUUCCCCGGGGCAGUGGAAUACUAUUGCAGGCAUUGAGGCUCAGAUUGGCGUCAUGUACUAUGAGAUCGGCAGGUACGGCGAGGCAAAGAGCUCCUUCCAGAGUGCUGUGUCGAAGUUGAGGGCCGGUGGGGAGAGACAGUCUGCAUUUUUUGGAGUCGUGCUGAACCAGAUGGGACUGGCAUGCAUACAACUCUACAAAAUUGACGAAGCAGCUGAUCUUUUUGAAGAAGCCAGAAGCAUUCUGGAGAAAGAAUGUGGUCCUUGCCACCAGGAUACACUCGGUGUUUACAGCAAUCUUGCGGCAACUUAUGAUGCCAUGGGAAGGUAAGCAGUGUCUGUGAUGAUUUCUUUCCUCGUAGUUCUCUAAAUAUUAUGAAAUCCGAUUUUUUUUGUGUGUGUGCAUUUAUAUUAUUAACUUUUUAGGCGAUUAAUGCAAUCUUUGGGAUUUUGGAUGCCUACAGACCUUGCUAGAUCUUCAUUGAAUGUAAUCCAGAUGUUACUAAUACUUGGCCGAAAAACGAAAAUGAAGAAUAAUAAUCUGAGAUAUCCGACAGUCAUUAGUAUAGUAAAAGGGCUUAAGAUUUGUUUUAUGGCACAUCAUCUACCGUACAGUUGUUUUAUCUUCCGGAGCUUGGAUUCUUUCUUCUGUGAGAAGCAGAGGUCUCCUGUUCAAGCUCCCAUGAACUGAUGCACUCUCUCUCUCUGAAAAAUCAAACCAUGUUAGGCGGCAUGUCUCUCUCUGUAGAAAGAUAAAAGGUAUAUAAAUAUGUUUCUGUUCUAAAGUUAGUUCCCACGAUCAAGAUUUAUGACUGAGUGUGUGAUUUUAGGUCCCUGUAGAUCCGAAACUUCAUUUACCAACUCCCGUUCUGCAACAGUGUUUGGUUUGAGACAGACGUGAGCUUGGUUGGAUGUAGUGAGAUGAAUAUCUGAUUGCAUGACUUCAGAACAGUGAGUCAUCGGAGAAUUACCAUAAAUUUCCUUCUGUAUUUUUUUUUUCAAAAAUUAAAAUUCAUUUUCGAGCAGAAAACUCGGUAUUAGGCUUUGCUGCUGCUUCACAACUAUCAUCAAUCGGUUCAAGAGGCAUUACCGGUCGUCAAGCUAGGUUUUUGCGUGUGUUCACUGUAUAUCGUGCUCUGUCCUGGAAGGGGGUUGCUUUGUCAGGUGAGAAAGUGAGUCUGAAAUGGGUUUGAAGAUCUCUCCCGAGUCCUGUUUUGGGUGAAUGACAGAAAUCUCCAUCUUUCUCUGCAGUGUUCUUAUCGUUAUCUUUAGAUCACUUCUUUCGUGCUCUCUUUCUUGAAUUCCAAUUCUCUGCAUUGCUCACAGACAAAAAUUAUGCCUUUUUUCUCCGAUUUCACUGUUUUUCUGGAGAGAUUUCUUUGUGGGAAGAUCAAUGUGAAAUAGAAAGAUAUACCAGUUCCACAUUCUGCUAUAAUCGGGACACAGGAAGCCAUUAAUGUCCGGUUAAAAGAGAUCGAAAUAAUAUUCAUCCAGAGUUGUCCAGUAAUCUGCAACAGAUCGACCGGACAGCACUGACAGGAUCGUCCUCUUAGGAUGGGACAAAUCGUGGGAAGAGACGUCAUGGUCCUGUAAAAUCACGAUCACCGCCCGUUCUUGACCUCCGCGUCGGUUCCCCUUUUCGCAGGCUGGAGGACGCGAUCAAGAUCCUGGAAUACGUCCUCAAGCUGCGGGAAGAGAAGCUCGGAACGGCGCAUCCCGAUGUCGAGGACGAGAAGAAGCGGCUGGCCGAGCUCCUGAAGGAGGCUGGCAGGGGCAGGAACAGGACGGCCAAAUCUCUAGAGAACCUCCUCGAUGCCAACUCUCGCAGGGUGAAGAAGGAAGGGACACGGAGAUGGUCUGGUUUGGGCUUCAGAAUCUGA
Spirodela intermedia is the source of this 3350-nucleotide messenger RNA. The record is from the annotation of a GenBank genome assembly. NCBI's taxonomy places the organism in Eukaryota, Viridiplantae, Streptophyta, Magnoliopsida, Alismatales, Araceae.